Molecule: messenger RNA, 517 nt
Organism: Ctenopharyngodon idella (grass carp)
Lineage: Eukaryota; Metazoa; Chordata; Actinopteri; Cypriniformes; Xenocyprididae
Product: histone H2A
Exons: 1
Coding region: 38-424 (128 amino acids)
Cellular component (GO): nucleosome
Molecular function (GO): structural constituent of chromatin; protein heterodimerization activity; DNA binding
Source: RefSeq, a predicted model, not a curated record
UUGUAAAGGUUGUAGUUAUAAAAACGAAACUCCGAAAAUGAGCGGAAGAGGCAAAACCGGCGGCAAAGCAAGAGCGAAAGCCAAGACUCGCUCCUCCAGGGCAGGACUGCAGUUCCCCGUCGGUCGUGUUCACAGGCUUCUCCGCAAAGGCAACUACGCAGAGCGCGUCGGUGCCGGUGCUCCUGUCUAUCUGGCGGCUGUGCUCGAGUAUCUUACCGCUGAGAUCCUGGAGUUGGCUGGAAACGCCGCUCGGGACAACAAGAAGACCCGCAUCAUUCCCCGUCACCUGCAGCUGGCGGUGCGCAAUGACGAGGAGCUGAACAAACUUCUGGGCGGAGUGACCAUCGCUCAGGGCGGCGUGCUGCCCAACAUCCAGGCCGUGCUGCUGCCCAAGAAGACCGAGAAGCCCGCCAAAUCCAAAUAAACGAGCUCCAGUCUGUCUCACUAAACCCAAAGGCUCUUUUAAGAGCCACCCAUUUUAUCUGAUAAAGAGCGCUUUUCUUUGAUAAUACUUAGA